Messenger RNA from Ogataea philodendri, 489 nucleotides. RefSeq lists its product as uncharacterized. The record is from RefSeq and is a predicted model, not a curated record. The transcript is spliced from 2 exons. NCBI's taxonomy places the organism in Eukaryota, Fungi, Ascomycota, Pichiomycetes, Pichiales, Pichiaceae. The coding region runs from base 1 to 489 and encodes 162 amino acids.
AUGGCACAGGAAACGGCAGUCUUCACAUUGGAAUCCAGUAUAUCUGAGGAAAUCGCCGCAAACGGCACAGCACAUGAUGUUGUAGAAUUGUUUUUGAACGAACUUGUGGCCGUGAUAUUCGAAGAUCUCCUCUUUUCUUUGACGAAUAGCACCAUGACGGCCCAAUCCGCCACCAAAGGCACUGUGAUUGCCGCCUCGUUGGCUUUUUCGACGUCGAUCUCAAACGUCUCGUUCCAGCGGUCGUUUCUUGAUCCCUUGGUACGACCACGCUCGACAUCGUCGAUCUUGAUCGAAACAAUGGACUCCGGGUUUCUGGUAAACAUCGGCGAGGCCAUGUGGUCGACAUUACGCACAGUAGACACGGUGAUUGACAAAACGCCGGUCAGCGGGUUUUUUCUGAAAGCGUUGAUGACGGCGUUUUCACGCGCCACGUCGUCGAUGUCAAUGUACAUCGACUGGUACUGUUUGAGCGCCUUACGCAUCAGCUGA